AUGAAUUCCUUUGGAACACAAUUUAAUUAGUAAAAUAAAGGGUCAAUGCAGAGGCCAUUUAGCGCUGUUUACCCGCAAGGCAUAUAAAGCAAUAUAGAAAAUGUUGAUGUACAAACAAGAAAUCCAAUAAAUAGCUAAUAUUUUAAUAGCUAAGGAGAUACUUUAUAGAGACAUUAGUCAGCUCACACUCUUAAUAAAAAUAGAUCUUUAAGGCCUUCAAGUAGUACUACAAAUAAAUUUAUGCAAAUGCCUUCAUCACCUUAAGAAAUGCAAAAACCUAUGUUCAAUGGUUCUUAAUCAGUUAAAAAUUUUCAUUAGCCAUAAAUAGCUGAUGCAUUUGAUCCGAAUAUAGCUGGUGUACCUUUAUUAAGACCACCUUCAGCAGAAGACCUUAAAAUAGUAGCUCCAAAAAAUAUAAAAAAAGAUAAAGAAAAAUUAUGGGAAGAAAACAUGUAAAUUAAAUAUAUGUGGAGUUAAGUAUAAAAAGAGAAUAUUGAACUUAAAACAAAGAACAUGACAUUAAUGAGAGAAAAUUAAAAGCUUUAUAAGCUUUUGGGAGAUGUAGAAACAUAUUUAGAUUAAAAAAAUGGUAAAAGUGGUACAAGAGAGAACUUGCUAAUCGUCAAUCUUAAGAAAUAAGUUCAAGACUUAAAACUUCAACUAAACUAGGCAAAUACAGAAAUUUAGAAAUUUAAAAGAGAUUAUAAGCUAAAUAAUUUAAAAGAAUUACAAAUUGAACUUGAUUAAACAAAAUAGGAAUGCAUUAGACUAAAGACAUUAUUUGAUUAAUCUAUUAGGGACUAUGCAGAACUAUUAUCGUUUAAAGAUUUAACAGAUGCUGAUAAAUAUAUGUAAAUGCAAUUCUCUAUGGUGAACAAAAUAAAAUAAGAAAACGAGGAGUAGAAAAGAAACUUUGAGGACCAAGAAAGAACUUUGCUCGACAAGGAAGCCAAAAGAGUUGAAGUUACUAAAGAACUUUAAGAAGCCAAUAAAAAAUUAGCAACCAAAGAAGAAAAGCUCUAAUAAUUAACUGAAAAAGUAAAAUGGUAAGAUGCAGAAAUAAAGAGGUUGGCAGAUAUAAACACUAAAUUAGAAAAGGAAGCUUAAAAAAUUAAUGAAGAAGAUAAAAAGCUAAAGCAGGCAAUUGAUAAAAUAAAAAUGCUUGAUAAUAAAUUAUCUGAAAAAGAAGAUGAGCUAAAAAAAUAGCAAAAAAGUGCUGUAAAAGCUAUAAAGGAUGCAACAGAAAAAUUAGCUGCAGAGAGCAAAGAAAAAUAAAAACUUUAAGAAUAAUAUAAUAAGUUAAAAGAAGAAUUAGAUGCAAAUAAAAUAAAAAUGAAUGCACAGCUCGAAGAAAGAAAUAGAAUCAACCUGUAGCAUCAAAGAGAAUUAAAUCAAAGCAAUGGUGAUAUAAUGAGUAUUCCUUAUGCUUAUCAAAACCAAGCAAAUGAAAUAAAAGACAUAAAUAAAAAAGUAGAUCAAAGCAAACCUUAACAUACAAAAAGAUUACCAACUGUUAAAUUUGAAGAGGUAGAAAAAAUAGGUAAAGAAUUAAAUUUAAGGUGUUCUCUAAAGUAUAGAAACUUAGAUGAAGUCAUCAAAGAAUUUUUAUCUAAAUUAGAAACUUAAUCGAAUUAUAUAACUAUAUCAGAAACAGUUGUUAAGCUUCAGCAGAGCCCUUUUAAUAUUUAAAAAACAGAAAUUGCUUUGCUAGUAGCAAGGUAUUUAAUAGAGAAUAAUAAUUAAAAUGAUUAUGUUGACUUUCAUUAGGAUUAAAGUACCAAUAUUUAAGUUUUCAGAAGCACUCUUAGAAAUUUGAUAAAGGAACUAAGAUACUUUGAAAAGGAAGAGAAGGAAAAAUUGGAUGAUGAAGUUACAAAGAUUAUAAACUAGUUUUACUAGACCAUCAAGCAAGGUUUAGAGUAAGAACCUCAUGUCAAAGAUAAAGAAAGAUUUACAAUUGAAUAGUUUGAAAAAGUUAACUAACAGUUACUAGAUCCUCCUAUGACUAAAGAUUAAAAAGAUUAUUUCUUCUUGAAACUCUUUGAAAAGGCCUAGACUGUAGAAUCAUUCAAGAUAUCUGAUAUUUAUGAGUCAUUUAGAAAGAUAGAUUUAAAUAAAAACACAAUUCAAAAAAUCAGUAAAUACAAAGCACAGAGUAAAAAUAACAAACCGAUGGACAACUUUUAAAUGAGUUGA
Tetrahymena thermophila SB210 is the source of this 2196-nucleotide messenger RNA. RefSeq lists its product as hypothetical. The record is from RefSeq and is a predicted model, not a curated record. Lineage: Eukaryota; Ciliophora; Oligohymenophorea; Hymenostomatida; Tetrahymenidae. The transcript is spliced from 14 exons.